AUGUGGAUAGCUCAUCAUGCUCGCAAAACAUAUUUGAAUAUUCAUGUAAAAACAAAUUUAGAAGAGCUAGAUGAAAAUGGAGCACUGUUGAUAGUUGACUACAAAAUGAAAAUUUUACUUCAAAGUAUUUCUCAGGCUAUAAAGAGAUAUGUAAAACUUGGUUAUAAUAUUGAAUCAGAUGAAAAUAUACAAGAUGCUAUUUAA
Messenger RNA from Scutellospora calospora, 204 nucleotides. The record is from the annotation of a GenBank genome assembly. NCBI's taxonomy places the organism in Eukaryota, Fungi, Glomeromycota, Glomeromycetes, Diversisporales, Gigasporaceae.